Messenger RNA from Striga hermonthica, 729 nucleotides. NCBI's taxonomy places the organism in Eukaryota, Viridiplantae, Streptophyta, Magnoliopsida, Lamiales, Orobanchaceae. The record is from the annotation of a GenBank genome assembly.
AUGAGCUUCUUUCUCCAAAUGCAAAAAGUAGUCCAUACGCCUCGCCUCCGCUGGACGGCUGACCUCCACCACAGAUUUGUCGAUGCUGUUACUCACCUCGGUGGCCCCGACAAAGCGACACCUAAAACUAUCUUGCGGACAAUGGGAGUAAAAGGCCUGACUUUGUACCAUUUGAAGUCUCAUCUUCAGAAAUACCGACUCGGGAAGCAAGCGAAUAAGGAGUUGACUGACAACUCGAAAGGUGCUUCUUGUGUUGCCGAGACUCAGGACACAGAUUCAUCAUCUAUAUCAGCUUCAUCGAAGAUGACGGCACAAGAUAUAUCCGAUGGUCUCCAGGUAACUGAGGCUCUGCGGGUGCAGAUGGAAGUUCAGCGUAGACUGCAUGAGCAGUUGGAGGUCCAACGCCACCUGGAGAUCCGCUUAGAAGCACAAGGCAAGUACCUGCAAUCGAUCCUCGACAAAGCUUGCAAGGCUCUCGAGGAUGGGGGGCCAGCUGGGACCACGGGUCUAGACGCCGCCAGCCAAGAGCUCUCGGAGCUAGCAAUCGAGUGUCGUGGCAUGCUUUCGGAUAUUGCCUCAGACUUAAACAACGCGAGUGCCCUGCCCAUUUUGCCCGCUCGUCUCGGAGAAUGUCCAUCGGCUGUGGGCCCGCAGAUUAAGAAACGUCCACGCCCUAUGCUCGGCUGUGAUACAGGCGCGGUACAUUGGAUGAUGUCAAAUACAGGGUGA